Molecule: messenger RNA, 536 nt
Organism: Eruca vesicaria subsp. sativa (arugula)
Lineage: Eukaryota; Viridiplantae; Streptophyta; Magnoliopsida; Brassicales; Brassicaceae
Source: the annotation of a GenBank genome assembly
CACGUUCGAAUAAAAAUCGACUUAUAUAUCUCGUCUUGUAGGUUUUCUCGGUUUCACUGGGCGAAUGAAGAAAUAACAAAUCGUUAUGGGGUCCUCACCUUGGCUUUUGGAGACAAUAAGAUGGCUUUUGGAGACAAAAAGAUGGGGAAGACGAGGGGUUUGGUCCUAUCAGCAACAAUGUCUGAGUAGAGAUAAGAUAAUGGCACGGUGGUUCAGGAUGGAGUAGCGUGACUCCCAAGAAGCAGCCCACGGCUUGAUUCACUUCCUUGUAGCUCUCGUCCAACGCAAUGUUCUCAGCUUACCGGGGCAUCGGAGGUGAAGCCCAAUUGCCUAACGAUUUGCUGGCAGCGGAUCUCGGCUCCGGUGAGCAGGAAACAGCCUCCAAUGAUGCCGGGCGAUACCCCAUGGCAGAGAGAAGCAGUUCUAGCGGUUUGAGAUUGAAGCUCCUCGGCUUGCUUCCUCUUCUUGGCUCAGUUGAGGGGACACCGGGACAUGAUGGAUGGAAAUGGCGGUUCAUGGAGGUGUUGGUGACGUAA